Molecule: messenger RNA, 1569 nt
Organism: Dipodomys ordii (Ord's kangaroo rat)
Lineage: Eukaryota; Metazoa; Chordata; Mammalia; Rodentia; Heteromyidae
Gene: Dpt
Product: dermatopontin
Exons: 4
Coding region: 97-702 (201 amino acids)
Biological process (GO): collagen fibril organization
Cellular component (GO): extracellular matrix
Molecular function (GO): extracellular matrix structural constituent
Source: RefSeq, a predicted model, not a curated record
ACAUCUGGAAGCCACAUGUCUGUUGCAGCUGUAUAAAAGGCAGCCCAGCAAGCCCAGGGUGACAUUAUCACUCUUUUUUGCCUAAACCCAAGCAGCAUGGGCCUUGCUCUUCUGUGGCUGCUCCCGUCAAUGCUCGCCGUGGCCUGGGGCCAGUACGGAGACUACGGGUACCCGUACCAGCAGUACCAUGACUACGGCGACGACGGCUGGGUGAAUCUGAACAGACAGGGCUUUAGCUACCAGUGUCCCCACGGGCAGGUGGUGGUGGCGGUGAGGAGCAUCUUCAGCAAGAAGGAAGGUUCUGACAGACAGUGGAACUACGCCUGCAUGCCCACCUCCCAGAGCCUCGGAGAGCCCACCGAAUGCUGGUGGGAAGAGAUCAACAGGGCCGGCAUGGAAUGGUACCAGACGUGCUCCAACAAUGGACUGGUGUCGGGAUUCCAGAGCCGCUACUUUGAGUCUGUGCUGGAUCGAGAGUGGCAAUUCUACUGCUGCCGCUACAGCAAGAGGUGCCCGUAUUCCUGCUGGCUGACAACCGAGUACCCGGGCCACUAUGGGGAGGACAUGGACAUGAUUUCCUAUGACUAUGAUUACUACAUGAGAGGUGCCACCACCACUUUCUCUGCCGUGGAAAGGGACCGCCAGUGGAAGUUCAUCAUGUGCCGGAUGACCACUUACGACUGCGAAUUCGAAAACGUUUAGCUUUGCCAGCUUCCACAGCUGGGCGAAGGAAAGGGGCCACUGGUUCUGAGCGUUUCCAUACAUUAACUCCAGCUGCGACGCCUACAGCUCCCUGGCUGCUCUCUUUCCUUCCCCCUGAACCGGCAGCUGCGUGGCCAGCCGCCUGGGCCUUACUGACCUAAUAGCCAUCUAAUCAAAUCCACAAUGAAACCAUAUUGCUCACUUUCAACCCAUUCCUGACUGACCCUGACAAGUGAUGGAGAGUAGUUUGCCUAGCGCACACGUGUGUACACACACACACACACACACACACACGCACACGUACGCAGUAUGCAUGCAUGUUGGUCCUCAGCCUCCCCCAAGAGCCUUGGGACUGCUUUUCCUGUGCAAUGAGUUUCAAGUUCAGCAUGGUGACCUUGGAGGAAGUGCAGGGCGGGGCUCGAGAAGGAGUUCAGUAGGUGCUCUCUAGCGAGGUCUGGUUGAGUGAUCCUCAGGGUCCUCACCAAGAGCGUGCUUUCAGCCUGAGGGGACAUGCACCUGCUCUCCACCCCCCCCCACCAGAGCCACUCCUGCCCCCAACUCCAGGGCUGGCUCGGAGUUCCAAGAGGGAGGGGACUGGCAGGUGAACUUGGGAGGUGGAAAGAUUUAUGGGCAGCGCAGAAAGACUUUCAAGAAUUCCCUGAACUCAAAGAUGGGUGUUAGCGUACUCGGUGAUGAAAAUGAGUUCAGAGCUAGGAAGAACCCAUAAGACGCAGUCUCAGGUAAGAAAACUCACCCCGAGGUGGUCAGAGAAUGGGAAUCAGGUUAGGAACUUGGAGAGGCUUGGGAAAUGGAGAAGGCCGUGGAGUCACUGGCAAGCAGAGGCAGCCCCAGGUUCCCGGGAAGGGU